This is a messenger RNA of Kwoniella mangroviensis CBS 8507, 918 nucleotides long. RefSeq lists its product as uncharacterized. Lineage: Eukaryota; Fungi; Basidiomycota; Tremellomycetes; Tremellales; Cryptococcaceae. Gene Ontology annotation, molecular function: guanine nucleotide transmembrane transporter activity. The transcript has 7 exons. Gene Ontology annotation, cellular component: mitochondrion. The coding region runs from base 1 to 918 and encodes 305 amino acids. The record is from RefSeq and is a predicted model, not a curated record.
AUGUCCCCUCCCGCCGACGGUCGAUUAGGUAAAAGAGAGUCUGGUACUGCCCGAAUCUUGGGUUCAGGUGCUUCAGGUGUUGCCGAAUUAUUGGUCUUCCACCCUGUUGAUACAGUAGCCAAACGAUUGAUGUCCAACAAAUCCGCCAUCUCCACGACCGGAUUGAAUAAUAUCAUCUUCAGAUCUGCUGCUCAAGCUCCCAUCCACUCUAAAUUCUUAUCGCUAUUCCCCGGAUUAGGUUAUGCCGCUGGAUACAAGAUUGCCCAGAGGGUUUACAAGUUUGGUGGUCAGCCAUACUUCAGGGAUUUGAUCGAUAAGAACGGUGGUGAUUGGUUUAGGAGUACGUUCGGGAAGAAGACGGGUGGUAUGUUGAUGCAUGCUACUGCUGGAUCCUUCACGGGUAUUGGUGAAGUAGUCCUAUUACCGCUUGACGUUCUCAAAAUCAAGAUGCAGACCAACCCAGAUGCUAUCAGGGGUAGAGGUUUACUCAAAUUGGUCACCGAUGAAGGUAUCGCAUCGCUUUACAGAGGUUGGGGAUGGACAAUGGCUAGAAACGCUCCUGGAUCUUUCGCUCUCUUUGGUGGUUCUGCAGUAACCAAGGAAUAUCUCUUCAAGCUUUCCGAUUACUCUUCUGCUACCUGGACACAGAACUUUGUCGCCUCUAUCGCCGGUGCUGUAGCAUCCAUCACCGUUGCCGCCCCAUUGGACGUAGUGAAGACCCGAAUCCAAAAUGCUAACUUCAACUCUACCGUCGGCGGAUCAGCUAUCAUCCGAGAGAUGAUCCGAACCGAAGGUGUCGGUGCAUUCUUCAAAGGUUUGACACCUAAGAUUUUGGUCGUUGGUCCUAAACUCGUAUUCUCAUACACCCUCGCUCAGAGUUUGAUACCAUUCUUCGGUAAAUACGGUGAGUCUGUCUAA